AUGGCUGCCCUAGUGCGUCUUCUUGUGAUUCUAAUGGCAACACUUCAAACAACAGGUCCUCUCUCGGUAGGCGUCUGCUACGGACUGCUAGGUGACGAUCUUCCACCCGCAAAAGAAGUCAUCGCCCUCUACGAAUCCCGCCGCAUCCGUUUGAUGCGACUCUACGACCCCAACCCCGACGCCCUCCGCGCCCUCGCCGGCUCCUCCAUCCAGCUCCUCCUUGGCGUCCCAAACUCCGACCUCCAAUCCCUCGCCUCCGCCCCCGCCAACGCCCACUCCUGGGUCCAAACCAACCUCAAAUCCCACACCACCGUCAGCUUCCGCUACAUCGCCGUCGGAAACGAAGUCAGCCCAAUCGCCGGCUCCCCCACCGCCGACCUCUCCCAGUACGUCCUCCCCGCCAUGCAAAACAUAAACGCCGCCAUCAAGUCCGCCGGCCUCGGGAACCGCCGUAUCAAGGUGUCAACGGCCAUCGACAUGACGCUCCUCGGGAACUCCUACCCUCCCUCGGCCGGCGCCUUCCGCGACGACGUGAGGGCCUACAUGGACCCCAUCAUAGAGUUCCUAACACAAGAGAAGGGCCCACUGCUGGCCAACGUGUACCCUUAUUUUAGCCACGCCGGGAACCCGACGGACAUUCCCCUGCCGUACGCGCUGUUCACGGCGCCGGCCACUGUUGUCCGGGACCAGGAAUGCGAGUACCGGAACCUGUUCGACGCAAUGGUGGAUGCGGUGUACUCGGCGCUGGAGAGGGCGGGGGGAGGAGCGGUGGAGGUGGUGGUUUCGGAGAGCGGGUGGCCGUCGGGGGGCGGGGUGGCGACCACGGUGGAGAAUGCGAGGAUUUAUAACACGAACUUGGCGAGUCACGUGAGCAGAGGGACGCCGAAACGGCCGGGAAAGGGAAUAGAGACGUACCUGUUUGCGAUGUUUGAUGAGAAUGAGAAGGAGCCAGAGGUGGAGAAGCACUGGGGUUUGUUCUUCCCCACCAUGCGCCAGAAAUAUUCUUUGGAUUUCUUUGGGAGGGCCACUGCGGGCCUUUCUGCUUCUGCAAAUGUUAAUUCAUCAUCAAUUAAUUUGCGGUGAUAUAUGAAAAAAAAUAAAAUAAGAAGAAUACUCACAAAUCGAAAAAAAUAAAAAAAGUUAAUUUUUUUUUGAGUUGACUCGUGAGUCGCUCUCAUCCAAUGGAAAUACUGGACUUUCUCAAACGACAAGGAGACAAUGUUCGGUGACAAUGUUGUUGAAUAAACAUUGUGACUCUACAUUAAUUUUUU
Messenger RNA from Malania oleifera, 1271 nucleotides. RefSeq names its product lichenase-like. Lineage: Eukaryota; Viridiplantae; Streptophyta; Magnoliopsida; Santalales; Ximeniaceae. The transcript has 2 exons. Gene Ontology annotation, cellular component: plasma membrane. Bases 1 to 1083 code for a protein of 360 amino acids. Gene Ontology annotation, molecular function: hydrolase activity, hydrolyzing O-glycosyl compounds. Gene Ontology annotation, biological process: carbohydrate metabolic process. The record is from RefSeq and is a predicted model, not a curated record.